GCGGUAAAAGAUAAGGUAGGAACACAUUCAAGAGCAACGCAGCACAGACGUGGGGAAAUACUCAACCGGAAGCAGGACCUAAAUGAAAAUAAGCCGCUAUAAUGCGUUUGCUUCUGCGCUCUUCGCUACGGUACACAUCGGCAUUUCUUGGUUCGCAUACUGCCUUUAAAAGCGAGCUUGUCACACAAGCAAUUACCUCCUAUCUGAUCAAAACAAUGCAUUAUCAAACCGAAGAGCGAGGACGACCGAACUCCUCUGACUACAGGAUAUAUUUUAAAACCUCUGACGGGAAAUACAUCUCUCCCUUUCAUGAUAUUCCACUUCUCGCCAAUGGAGAUCAGGAAAAUGAUGUGCCAUCUAAAAAACUGAAGAAGAAUGAGAAUGAGGUUCUGUAUAACAUGGUUGUGGAGGUACCUCGAUGGUCCAAUGCCAAAAUGGAGAUUGCAACCAAGGAACCACUGAACCCGAUCAAGCAGGAUGUGAAGAAGGGCAAACUCCGAUAUGUGGCCAACGUGUUUCCUUAUAAAGGUUACAUCUGGAACUACGGGGCGCUCCCACAGGUGUGUUCCCCAGGUCAGGUGAUCCAGGUGAAAGUGCUAGGGGUCCUGGCCAUGAUCGACGAGGGAGAGACGGACUGGAAGCUGAUAGCCAUCAACGCUGAUGACCCAGAGGCCCCCAGCCUCAACAGUAUCGAAGAUGUCCGCAAGAGCAGACCCGGUCAUUUGGAGGCCACGGUCGACUGGUUUAGAAAAUACAAGGUUCCAGACGGCAAGCCCGAAAACCAGUUUGCGUUCAAUGGACAGUUCAAAGACAAGGACUUUGCUGUGGAGGUCGUUAAGUCCACUCACGAGCACUGGAGGGCACUGGUGCAGAAGCAGACUAAUGGUGGCCAGAUAGAUUGUAAAAACGUCUCCGUCUCCGAGAGCCCUUUCAAAUGCAGUGGCGAGGACGCCUGCAAUGUGGUCAGAUCGGCUCCUGCUGGUGGUGAGGCACUUCCUGUAUCUCCAGAAGUGGACAAGUGGCAUUUCCUUUCCAAGUGAUUCUGGACUGAAGUCCUGCGAUGUGAAAAGCUAAAGAUACUUUUGUCCAAUAUUCAAAUGAAGCACUUCAAGUACUGUAUUUUUUCUAUUGUUUAGUUACUGCAAAUAUUUUUGUAUUCAGCUGAUUUUAUUUCAAAUGGGGGAUUUAAGUGUCAAUUCUGUAUGAAUAGUUGUUUUGGUUAUACGCUACAUACAGUUACUGUUUGAAAUUACUGAUACAACAAAUAAUUUGGUUAUUCCCAUCUAAAUUUGUAAAUGUUUUAUUGCAUUGUUUGAGACUGACGUUCUUGUACAGACAGCCCUGUUGUAUUUUAUUUAAAAGUGCCAAAAUGCAUUUCAGUAAUGGGUUGUAUGCUAUUGAAAUAAGAACGCAUUCUUUGAUAUUCAUCAUUUCUCAAUUCGAAAACUAAAUUUGCACAAAAAAUAACGUUUUCUUAAUGGUUGGAUCCACCUUCUUUUGAUAAAUAAAAGCAUCCAGGUGUAA
Messenger RNA from Coregonus clupeaformis (lake whitefish), 1524 nucleotides. RefSeq names its product inorganic pyrophosphatase 2, mitochondrial-like. Gene Ontology annotation, biological process: phosphate-containing compound metabolic process. Gene Ontology annotation, cellular component: cytoplasm. Gene Ontology annotation, molecular function: magnesium ion binding; inorganic diphosphate phosphatase activity. The transcript has 11 exons. NCBI's taxonomy places the organism in Eukaryota, Metazoa, Chordata, Actinopteri, Salmoniformes, Salmonidae. The record is from RefSeq and is a predicted model, not a curated record. The coding region runs from base 102 to 1040 and encodes 312 amino acids.